UUUCACAAGCAACCCCAUCAUUGCUGGUCAAAGUAUGCUGGUCAUUUAUAUGGGGAACCUGGAUUCUACUAGUGCCAUAAAACUUUUGAGGAAGCAGCUGCAAACCAAGAACAUUUAGAGAGAGCCAGACUAAAGGCAUCCAUAAGAAUGCAUAGCUACAGUGUCCCUGAAGAGCAGCAGACAUCCCCAGGGAAAUUGUACAAUGUAAAUGUAUUUCAUGAAGAUGAUGACAUUGACAUAGGUGUAGUCCUUACAGCUGAUGAAGGUUCACAGUGUGACCCUGAUCCUCUUCUCCAAGAGAAUGUCUUGUUAAAGGAGGAAAACAUGCUUCUGAAUGAAAAGCUGCAUAAACUGCAAUGGGGUGUAAACAAAAUUAAAGAUGAUGAUGUUGCAACAAGAUUCUACACCGGGUUGCCCAGCUUCCCUGUUUUCCUCUGGCUGUACAAUUUCCUACUUCCAAAGGCAAGAUCUAUGACCUAUUGGAUUGGUGAAGGUACGUCUGAGACAGGAAGGCGGAGGCCAAAUAAAAGUACUCUUCCUCUCAUUGAUCAGUUGCUGGCCGUUCUUAUGCGUCUGAAGGUUGGGCUCUUAGUAACUGAUAUUGCUGAACGGUUUGGAAUCUCAACAUCAAGAUUUUCUUCUAUUUUCACGACAUGGAUUUGUCUUCUUCAUGCAGAGCUCAGUGCUCUGAAUAAGUUUCCCUCAAGAGAAAAAAUUGCAUCUUGUUUGCCUGAAUGCAUGAAAAAGUUUCCAAAUUUAAGAGUAAUUCUUGACUGUACUGAAAUAUAUAUUCAGAAAUCAUCAAGUUUAGUUAACCAGAAUUUAACUUUUUCAAAUUAUAAACAUCAUACAACAAUGAAGUUUUUGAUAGGAAUUUCACCUGCUGGAGUUAUUUCUUUUGUGUCAAAUGCAUGGGGUGGGAAAACUUCAGACAGACAGAUGGUUAUUGAUAGUGGGUUUUUGGAUUUAUUAGAACCAGGUGAUAAUGUAAUGGCCGAUAAAGGUUUUACAAUGACAGAUUUACUGCGAGAAAAAGGUUGUACUUUAAAUAUUCCAGCAAAUAAAAAUGAUAUUAUCAUCGUUCCUAAUGCUAACAAAUCAGCUCAGUUCUCGGUAGCUGAUGGGAAAGAAAAUCGUACCUCAGACUCUUGCCUUAUCAGCAUCAAAUUCAUAUUUCUACAUCCUAUAUUCUGUCCCGUCUUUAAACAAACCAGAGCAAAUCAAAGGUGUCAUCGGUUAAACUUUAUCGAUGUUCGUCUCGAUUACGUUUCAUUUCCACAUCGCGACAUAAAGUAUUCCUACGCUGUAUACAGAAAUUCCGGAUUGUAUGGAGGCUUCAAAGAGAAAUAA
Messenger RNA from Saccostrea echinata, 1350 nucleotides. RefSeq lists its product as uncharacterized. The transcript is spliced from 6 exons. Lineage: Eukaryota; Metazoa; Mollusca; Bivalvia; Ostreida; Ostreidae. The record is from RefSeq and is a predicted model, not a curated record. Bases 148 to 1350 code for a protein of 400 amino acids.